This is a messenger RNA of Knipowitschia caucasica, 258 nucleotides long. Lineage: Eukaryota; Metazoa; Chordata; Actinopteri; Gobiiformes; Gobiidae. The record is from the annotation of a GenBank genome assembly.
AUGGACCACUACAACAACAGCCUCAGCUCCAUUCUGGACACUCAUGUCCCACUGGAAACCCGAAGUGUCACCUUCACCCGCUCAGCUCCCUGGUACACCAACCAGCUCAGGGCCAUGAAAAGGUCGGGCAGUGUCCUGGAGCGGGCCUACACAACAUCUGGGCUGACGGUGCAUAAGUUGGCCUACCAGAGACAUCAAAAAUCCUACUCAAAAGCACUCUCAUCAGCAAGUUGCGUUCCCAUCACACCCCAACAGUAA